Nerophis lumbriciformis (worm pipefish) is the source of this 1416-nucleotide messenger RNA. Lineage: Eukaryota; Metazoa; Chordata; Actinopteri; Syngnathiformes; Syngnathidae. The record is from RefSeq and is a predicted model, not a curated record.
AUGCACACAGCCCACCCGCUAGAGCCUGAUGAAGCCCGAAUCAGGCAGAUGAUUGACGCCGUGGUAGACCACAUUUGCGACGUUCAGCGAGAGCUCGCUGACGCGCCGGUCGAUACCAGCGGCUCUGCAAAUGAAGCCUUCCUCAAAUCCUUGAUCGAACCGCUGCCCGAGGAUGGGGUCGAGCUGCGGAGCCUACUGCACACUGUGUUUGAACACAGUGCCACCAACAGUCUCAACACCGCUUCUCCCGGCUUCAUGGCCUACGUUCCAGGCGGCGGUAUCUUCGAAGCCGGGCUGGCGGACUUGAUCUCGACAACGCUGAAUCGCUAUGUGGGUGUCGCCGUCGUUGCGCCGGCCCUGACUCAGCUGGAGGCCAAUGUGGUCCGGUGGUUCGCUGAGAUCAUCGGUUACCCGCCUGCAGCUCGGGGUUUUCUGACUUCGGGCGGUUCCCUGGCGACCUUAAGCGCGGUCAUCACAGCCCGCCACAAACAGCUCGGCGAGCAGUUUCUCGAUGGUACUGUUUAUGUAUCGGACCAGGCUCACCACUGCGUCGACAAGGCAGCCAGACUGGCCGGUAUCCCGGCAGCGAAUCUGCGAGUGGUUGCUUCGGAUGAAAAUUUUCGCCUCGAGCUUGGGGCGUUGCGCGAAGCGAUAGAAGCCGAUCAAGCGGCAGGCCUGCGGCCAUUCCUGUUGGUGGCCAGUGCUGGCACGACCAAUAGCGGGGCGGUCGAUCCUAUGCCACAACUUGCCGCGCUGGCUCGCGAGCACGGGCUUUGGUUUCAUGUUGACGGCGCCUACGGUGGAUUUUUCAACCUCACCCCCCGUGGUCGUCAAGUGCUGGUUGGAAUUGAACAGGCCGAUUCGGUGGUGCUGGAUCCGCACAAAACGCUGUUCCUGCCCUACGGAACCGGCGCGCUGCUGGUUCGAGAUGGUGCCGCGCUGCGCAGUACGCAUCAGGCCAGCGCCGAUUAUCUUCCGGCAAUGCAGGAUGACGAUGCGAUGGUCGAUUUUUGCGAGUUGUCGCCAGAGCUAACGCGUCCCUUUCGCGGUUUGCGCGUGUGGUUGCCGGUAAAGCUGCAUGGGAUCGAUGUCUUUAGACGAUACCUCGACGAGAAGUUGGAUCUUGCUCAGGAUAUUUUUCAGCGACUUCAGGCGCUGCCAGAGAUCGAAAUUCUGGCGCCGCCCGAACUCUCGAUCCUGGCUUUCGCGUUGCGCGACGAGGGUCAAUCGCUCGAUCAGCGCAACGCAGCAACGCGCGCUCUGAUGCAACAAAUUAUCGACAAGCAACGGGUGGCGUUGUCCGGCACCAUACUCAAUGGUGUGUUUGCGAUUAGGGUUGCAAUCAGCGCGCAUCGGACCCACCAGCAGCAAGUCGAUAUGUUGUAUCAAGAUCUGCUGGAAGCGCUUGGGCAGUGA